Molecule: messenger RNA, 4542 nt
Organism: Triticum aestivum (bread wheat)
Lineage: Eukaryota; Viridiplantae; Streptophyta; Magnoliopsida; Poales; Poaceae
Product: mediator of RNA polymerase II transcription subunit 16
Exons: 16
Coding region: 212-4108 (1298 amino acids)
Biological process (GO): regulation of DNA-templated transcription
Cellular component (GO): mediator complex
Source: RefSeq, a predicted model, not a curated record
AUCUCUCCCUUCCCCCCUCCAGCUCCUCCUCCACCCACCUGAAAGCGACGCCGGCGCACAGAGCACACCGAACUCCCCUCCUCGCCUCGUCCUCUCGCCACCCGGCUUCCCCAGCGACAGCGACGGCCGGUCGCUUCAAAUGACCUAAGCACCCCCGCGCUCGCGCCCCCCUUUUUCCUCCCCUUCCCCCGUCCCAUCCCUCUCCGUCCUUAUGACCUCUUCGUCCCCCGCCCCAAACCCUAACCCCGUCCCCACACCGCCCCCAAACCCCGCAGCCAACGCCGCUCCCGCGAGCGGAAACGCGGUCGCAGCGUCGUCGCCGCCGCACAAGGAGCAGCAGCAGCAGAGCCAGGACGGGGUCGUCGCUGGUGGCGGAGCGGGGGUGGAUGGUGGGGCCGGGGGCGGUGGCGAGGCGGUGGAGGCGGGUGUAGCGGGCGACGCGAUGGAGGUUGACGGCGGAGCUGGUGGAGGCGGAGGCGGAGCUGGGGAUGUGGAGGGCGGAGGUGGCAGUGGAGCGGCCGGAGGAGCGCAGCUGGCCUCGUCACCGGCGACCGUGUUCCGGAUCCGCCUCAAGCAGCCCCCUGCAAGCCUCAAGUACAAGAUGCGCGUGCCCGAGCUGUGCAGGAACUUCAGCGCUGUUGCUUGGUGUGGGAAACUGAACGCAAUUGCAUGUGCAUCAGAGACUUGUGCGCGGAUUCCAAGCUCUAAUUCAAGUCCACCAUUUUGGAUUCCUAUACACAUUCUGAAUCCAGAGAGACCAACAGAAUGUUCUGUUUUCAAUGUUAGAGCAGAUUCUCCACGAGACUUUGUUCAGUUCAUUGAAUGGUCUCCUACGUCAUGCCCACGUUCAUUAUUAGUGGCAAAUUUUCAUGGGAGGAUUACUAUAUGGACACAACCAACUAAGGGUCCUGUUAAUCUUGUACGUGACUCCAGCUCCUGGCAGUGUGAACAUGAAUGGCGUCAAGAUCUCUCUGUGGUUACCAAAUGGCUAUCUGGAAUUUCUCCGUAUAGAUGGCUUCCUGCAAACUCCAGCACUUCGAACUUAAAAACCUUUGAGGAAAAAUUCCUUACGCAGCACCCUCAGAAUUCAGCAGGAUGGCCAAAUGUGCUAUGCGUUUGUUCUGUAUUUUCAUCAGGGUCUGUUCAGCUUCACUGGUCACAGUGGCCUCCUCAAAACUCAGCACAACCUAGAUGGUUCUCUACCAGCAAAGGGCUUCUUGGGGCAGGCCCCAGCGGCAUAAUGGCUGCUGAUGCCAUUAUUACCGAGUCUGGAGCUUUACAUGUUGCUGGUGUUCCCCUUGUUAAUCCAUCUACUGUAGUGGUUUGGGAGGUGAUGCCAGGUCUUGGUAAUGGCAUUCAGGCAACUGCGAAGAUAAAUGCAACAAGCCCUCUUCCUCCAUCUCUGAACCCCCCUUCCUGGUCUGGUUUUGCUCCAUUAGCAGCUUAUCUCUUUUCUUUGCAAGACUACCUUGUGUCUGAGGCUGCACAAACAAGAAAACAGAUAGAUAAUGAGAUCACUGAAGCCGCAUCGAUCCAUUGUUGUCCGGUUUCCAAUUUUUCAGCUUAUGUCAGUCCUGAAGCUGCUGCCCAGUCAGCAACUACUACAACAUGGGGAUCUGGGGUUACUUCAGUUGCUUUUGAUCCCACUCGAGGAGGAGUAAUUACAGUUGUAAUAGUUGAAGGGCAGUAUAUGUCUCCUUAUGACCCUGAUGAAGGACCUUCCAUCACUGGCUGGAGAGUCCAAUGCUGGGAAUCUUCGCUUCAACCUGUUGUUCUUCACCCAAUAUUUGGAAGCCCCUCUAGCUUUGGUGGGCAGCCUCCAAUGCAAACUGUUUGGUCCACUAGAGUUAACAAGAGCAUUGCACCAACAGAGGACCUUAAAAACCCUCAAGCGUAUGUUCCAAUGCCAACAACUUCAGAUGAACGGAGCUCUUCUGAGUGCAGUGUUGACAGGGCAAACAGACUUAGUUUUGACCCUUAUGAUCUUCCAAAUGAUGUAAGACAGCUGGCUCAAAUAGUUUAUUCUGCACAUGGUGGUGAAGUUGCUGUUGCCUUCCUGCGCGGAGGGGUGCACAUUUUCUCGGGCCCAAAUUUUGAUCAGGUUGACAGCUAUCAUGUCAACGUUGGCUCAUCAAUUGCUCCACCAGCCUUCUCCUCUAGCAGUUGUUGCUUGGCAUCAGUAUGGCAUGACACACUCAAAGAUCGAACCAUACUAAAGAUAAUACGAGUGCUUCCUCCUGCAAUUCUUAAUGUUCAGACAAAGGUCAGCUCAGCUGUUUGGGAACGGGCAAUAGCAGAUAGAUUUUGGUGGAGCUUGAUGGCUGGUGUGGAUUGGUGGGAUGCUGUCGGUUGCACACAGAGUGCUGCUGAAGAUGGUAUUGUCUCACUUAACAGUGUGAUAGCUCUGCUGGAUACGGACUUCCAUUGUCUUCCAACAAUGCAACAGAGGCAGCAACACUGUCCUAACCUUGAUAGGAUAAAGUGUAGGUUGUUGGAAGGAACUAAUGCUCAAGACGUAAGAGCACUUGUGUUGGACAUGCAAGCAAGAUUGCUUCUGGAUAUGCUAGGCAAGGGAAUAGAGUCUGCGCUGAUAAAUCCAUCAACCCUGCUACCUGAACCCUGGCAAGCUUCUAGUGAAUUGUUGUCUAACAUUGAGCCUGACAAAAUGACGGUUGACCCGGCUCUACUUCCAAGCAUCCAGGGUUAUGUUGACGCUGUUCUAGAUUUAGCAUCACAUUUCAUCACACGCUUGCGGCGUUAUGCAAGCUUCUGCCGGACUUUGGCUAGUCAUGCUGUAGGAGCAUCUUCUAGUUCAGGCAAUUCAAGGAAUAUGGUUACUAGUCCAACCAACAAUUCUCCGUCGCCGUCAAAUAAUCAAGGUAAUCAAGGUGGAGUAGCAUCUGCGACAGGGAGCUCACAAAUGCAGGAGUGGGUCCAAGGUGCCAUUGCUAAGAUUAGUAACAAUGCUGAUGGCGCUGCCAAUGCCGCACCAAAUCCAGUUAGUGGGAGGUCAUCAUUUAUUCCUAUAAGCAUCAACACAGGGACUUUUCCCGGGACACCUGCUGUCAGGCUUAUUGGAGACUGCCAUUUCCUUCAUAGAUUAUGCCAGUUGCUGCUAUUUUGUUUGCUUUUUCGGAGGAGGCAAUCACCAAGAUUACUCGCAAAUGCACAAAAAAAUUCUGAUUCUGCCAUGCAGAAAAUACAGCAAUUGAUGAACAGUAAGAUAGAGGACAGUAGUUCUGCUAUUUCUGCUGUAAGAUCUGGUCUAGGGGCUGCCAAAGUGGAAGAUGGUGCAGCUACACGUGGACAGUUGGUUCUUGGAGCAAAGGGUCUUGAAGAAAAUCCAAUGGGCAAAUCUGUUAGAAUUGGUUCUGGCAAUGCUGGCCAGGGCUACACGUCGGAUGAGGUGAAGGUUCUAUUUCUCAUAUUGGUUGACCUUUGUCGAAGGACAUCAGGCUUGCAACACCCAUUGCCUGUUUCUCAGGUUGGUACUAGCAACAUAAUUAUAAGGCUGCACUUCAUUGACGGCACUUACACUGUGCUCCCUGAGGUAGUGGAAGCAUCUCUUGGUCCCCAUAUGCAGAAUAUGCCGCGUCCACGGGGAGCUGAUGCUGCUGGUCUUUUACUUCGAGAAUUGGAACUGCAACCUCCUUCUGAAGAAUGGCAUAGGCGCAACAUGUUUGGAGGACCCUGGUCAGAACCAGAUGAUCUCGGUCCAUUGGAUAAUAUGCCACAUCUGAAAAUAGGUGGUCAUAUCAACCCUCACUUGUCUGACAUGGAAGAGGAGGGUAAAACUAACUUUGGGAUUCAAAGUCUUUGGCCAAGAAAGCGCCGGUUGUCUGAAAGAGAUGCAGCAUUUGGUCUGAAAACAUCUGUAGGUCUUGGAGCUUAUCUUGGCGUGAUGGGGUCUCGACGAGAUGUCAUCACAGCCGUGUGGAAAACAGGACUUGAUGGUGAAUGGUAUAAGUGCAUACGAUGUUUGCGGCAAACUUGUGCAUUUGCACAACCUGGUGCCCCAAACAUGGCAAAUGAACGGGAGGCGUGGUGGAUCAGCCGGUGGACCCAAGCAUGUCCAAUGUGUGGUGGGUCAUGGGUGAAAGUUGUGUGAUCGCUGUCUUCCGUGACUUCUCCAGUGACUGCUUCACCAUGCUGAUUCGUCUAUAGUAGUUGCCGCUUGGCCAAAUCUGAACGAGCAUUGUUGGAUCCCAUGUUGGAUAAUUUUGUACCCAACAAUUAGAUCAUUGGUCUCAUGCCCCAGCGCUGUGGUUUACCUCCAGAGAUCAAAAGCUUAAAGCAGAUACUGAGACUUGGCUCUAACGGCUAUGUAAAAGUAUAGUAAUAUUAGGGGAGAUGGCAAUGUUUGUAUUCUGCGUUUCUUAUGUGUAUAAAUGUAUCACAAUGUUCAAAGGAAGCUGUUAGAUACACAUAUUGCUAGUGCUGGAUGUAGCUAAAUUGCUAGGGGAGUUCGACUGUUUUGAUAAAAAAAAACUGCAAUCUUAUGUAAAUUUAUGUGAAUGUUAUGUUAUGUUAGAUGAGACGGAA